CGCCGAAUCGCCUGCGUCAUGCGUUGCUAGGAUACAGAGACGCACAUGGGUAGAACUAACAGAAAAUGCUACAGCAAGGUCUGAGUGAGGGAAAGGAUGAGGCUGGACCGUCUGUUGAGGCUGAAAAUCCUGAGGCCAGAAUCGAGGCUCGUCGAAACCGCACUGCUGCCCGAGUCCAGGCCCGGAGACGACAAGAGCUUGGAGAUGACUCCCAGGAGAAGGAGGAAACUAAAGAGGAAGAACGGCCAAGCCAGAGACAAAUGGAGCAAAGUGAAAGACACAUGAGUAAAUUAAAAGCAGAGGGCACAGAGCUGUUGACAAACAUUCUGGUGGCGGCUGAUGCCAGGGAGUCGAAGAGGAGAGAAGAACUAAGGGAGGCAAACAGACUAAGAUUGGAGAAGCUGGAAAAUGAGGCCAAGUCCAGCACAGAGAAGUUCAAUAAGAUCAUGAACAAGUGGACUGAGGCCAAGUCGAAGGUGGUCCAUCAGGAGCUGAGAGAUGAUCUGAGAAAACAGCAGCAGCUUUGUUGGCAAAUCAUUGAAGACAAGAACAAGCUCAUCAGUGAAUUGCAGCAGGAGCUAAAAGGAAGUGAUGAUCGUUUUGUGAAAGAUCGCAAAAGGGAGGCAGAAGAAGUGGAUCUCCUAAUUGAAAGGAUGCAGGAACAGAUAUCAAGUCUGAAGAAAGACUAUAGAAAAGAGCUGGACCUAACUGAGAGCUCGUUCAGUGAUGAGUGGAAGGAUUUGAUCACAGCCAACAAGAACCAGUGGGAGCAGCAGAGGAAGGAACGAAGAGACAAAGAGCUGGAGUACUUGCUGCAGAGGAUGAAGAUGUUGGAGGAGCAUGAGGCCCUGCUGGAUCGUCUGAGAGUGGAGAGCGCAGAGGAGUACAACAAGAUCAAAAUCAAACUAGAGACUGAUGUACAGUGCCUGGAGCAAGACCUGCAGGAAAGGAAGGCUACCUACCAGCUUAAUCAGGAGAAGCUCGAGUACAACGUGCAAAUGCUGAAGAAAUAUGAGGAAGAGUAUGCCGUGACUAAGGCUCAGCAGAUAAGGAAGAUCACCAGACUGCAGGAUAUGCGCAACAAUCUGAAGAAAAAAUGUGCCAUUCAGGAAAAGCAGUCCUGUGAGGAGGUCCAGUCAUUGACUAAUAAGUAUAAGCGCCUCAUGCAGCAGUACAAAGAUAUUCAGAACAGGAUAAGGCAUUUUGCGGCGGUUGAUGCCAAGCGUUACGAGGAGGUUUGGCUGAUGAAUGAAGAUGAGGCCAAACGUUUGGUGAGCAGGGCUCUGGAGUUGGACCGGGUUGUUCACGAACAGGUGCUGGGCCUGACCUGGAGUCCCCCACCAAUGCCCUUCAUGGAUCAUUCCUGCCCCAAGCAGCCCCAGCGUACGGCGCAGCAGGUGGUCGCACAAGUUCUGGGAGAGGAGGACGAGACGCAGGAUCGGGCAGAGCGAGAGAGAAGUACACUGGAGGACUCUGGCAGUCUGGAGAGCAGCAUGGUCGGGGUGGAUCGUAAAACAGUAAAGAGGCUGCUGGAGCUUCUGUGUGAUGAGAUGGGCUUUCUAAUAGAGAGUAAGUUACUCAAGCUACUCUCUUCCAUGGAGAAGAAUGAACAGACUUCUCUGAAGCUGGAUUCCAUAUUUUCUGCCUUGGGGAUUGAGAAUGAAGAGGAUAUAAACAAAAUGACCAAGUUCUUUCUGAAAUACAAACAGGAACAAACAGAGAAGGAGAACAUUUCAGUGAAUAACCAGGCAGAGAAGGACUCCAAUCUUAUCCACCCAAAUGAACUACUGAGAGCUCUCCGAGCCUUCACUGCACAGUACUGCAAAGCCAGAGAAAUCCCUCAACAUAAGAGCAGUGCUCUAGUGCUGGAGAGGAUGAACGACUCUGAGGUCGAAGCAUACUGGAAGAACAUAGCUAGCGUCAUCCCUGAGUCCAAACUUAAAGUCUGGAGGGCGCUUGAAGCAGGUCUCAAGAAGUACCAUACUGAGCUGACUAAGAGAUCCAAGCUUCUGACUGAAACACAGCAACUCAAACAACAAAACUCAGAGCUCCGCAUGCUCUUGCACAAAUAUCAAAACUCAAAGGUCAAUGCUGAACUGAUGAUCCCGCCCACCCAGAUGAUGCAGUGAUGAUGCAGUGAUGAGCUUGCCGCUCCAUCGUCAGAUCAAAUUAACUCUUUACAUUACAAAUACAUUAUGAUUAUAUACAGUAUUACAAUAAGUUUAGAUAAAUACUUAUGUUAGCUUAAAUUUUAACAUUGUAUUGUCAUCGGAAACAAUGGCAGACUAUAAUAAAAUAUAUUACUGAGUGAGCAACAUUUAUUAAUUUAUGGAUUUUUAUUUACAUAUGGCUGCAUUUAUUUAGUAAUUACGAACAGUUAUUUUUUACUUGUACAUUGUGCAGCAAAUCAGUAGCACCUACCGUCAAUAAACCAAUGCCAAAAUACAGAAAUAAAUAAAUAAGAAAAUAAAUACUGAGAGUAAGAAUUAAAGAAAAUCAGUAAUCUCGUACUUUGAGGUCAUUUGAAUCUGUCCUUCCUGUAGUUCCUAAAUCUACUGUUCCUUGUGGCAGGUCGUUUGGUGUCAUGGCUCCCAAGACAUAGAGUUCUUACCCCCAGAAUCUGUUUGACAUCCUUCACUGUUCAAUUCUCAACUAAAAACCAUGUCUACUCCCAGUGUUAUUCCUACAUCCUACAUGUCUGACCUCGUUCUCUUUUCAGUGUUGUAUCAUAUGCUAUGGUGAUAGUAUUGUUGUAUUACUAUCAUCCAGCCAUUUAAUAUUUUCCAUGUUAUAUGUUUACAGAUCCCUACAGUAAAGAAGCCUUAGGUGUUAUCGUCAUUUAAAGCUAUUAAUCCACAAUAGCAUAAGAUGUUUAUGACUAUAAACAUUUUGAUGGAAUAACUGACAUGACGUGUAUUGAAUUUUCUGGACUAGAACUGCAUUUUGGGAUGAAUAAUGAAAAUGUUGUACUGAUCUACACAUGCAUGCAGCAGAGGGAGACAUUUCCUCUCAUGUUCAUUAAUUCAUUUGUCUUCAGUAACCACUUUAUCCUGGUCAGGUUUUUCCCAUCUUCAGUCUAUCCAGUUUCAGUGAGCCUGUGCCCACUGAAGCUUCAGAGUCCUGUUCUUGUUCAGAACCCAGUGUAGUUCUCUGCUGUUGUAGCCCACCUGCCUGAAGGUUCAGCACAUUGAGCUUUGAGAUGCUUUUCUGCUCACCACAGUUGUAAAGAGUGGUCUUUGAAAUUACCGUAGCCAUCCUAUCAGCUCAAACCAGUCUUGCCAUUCUCCUCUGACCUCUCUUCAACUAGGUGUUUCCACCUGCGGAAUCACUGGAUGUUUUUUCACCAUUCUGUGUAAACACUACAGAUGGUCAAGUGUAAAAAUCCCAGGAGAUCAGUAGUUUCUAAAGUACUUAAACCAGCCAUUCUGGCACCAACAAAGUUAUUGAGAUCACAUUUAUUUCUCAAUUCUGAUGUUUGAUGCAAACCUUAACUGAAGCUCUUGGCCUGUGUCGGCAUAAUAUUAUGCAUUGCACUGCUGCCACAUGAUUUGCUGAUUGGUUAAUUGCAAGAAUGAGCAGGUGUACCUAAUAAAGUGGCCCCUUUAUUGUGUGUCUCCAACAUCAAAGAUGUUACCAUUACAUAUAAAGCUAAUGGACUGUAACAUAUAUUAUCAUUACAUUCUGACAUACUAUGAGGUUAAAACAUG
Pangasianodon hypophthalmus (striped catfish) is the source of this 3707-nucleotide messenger RNA. RefSeq names its product dynein regulatory complex subunit 1 homolog (Chlamydomonas) (gene drc1). Gene Ontology annotation, cellular component: axonemal dynein complex; axoneme. The record is from RefSeq and is a predicted model, not a curated record. Gene Ontology annotation, biological process: cilium-dependent cell motility; axonemal dynein complex assembly; regulation of cilium movement. The coding region runs from base 66 to 2129 and encodes 687 amino acids. Lineage: Eukaryota; Metazoa; Chordata; Actinopteri; Siluriformes; Pangasiidae. The transcript is spliced from 17 exons.